AUGGGAGGGAAUAACUCUAGGGAAUUUUUUUUUUUUUUAGUUGAGCCAUUGGAAAUUAAUCGGGAAAUAGUAUUUCAAAUGUCAUUAUUCAAAAAGCGAAAUUUAGAUUUCUCUUGAAUUAGUAAUAUUUUAUAUGAUAACGUUUCGAAUAAAUAAUAUACGCAUCAUUUGCCUAUGAUUAAGAUUAUUUUUGAUAUUUAUUUUAAACAAUAAUAUAAUUGUUUCCUUAACUUGUUUGUUAAAGUGAUUGAAUCUUAUUAAUUCCCGAUGUUGCUGCAUAGUAUAAUAUUAUCGUUUCUAUAAAAAUUACAGGAAAUGCCUAAAAAAAUCACAAGUCACAUAACGAACAAUGUCUGUUUCAGUUUCUUUUUGUUUUUGUAUUUAUUUUUUCUCGAUCUUUGCAGCUGCUGUACACUUGCAUUAAAAUACAACAGAAAUUGAUCUGUAGGUUUCACCAGAUAUUCAGUACUUGCAGAAUUGUCACCUUACCGUUUGGUCCACCACUUCCGUUUCGUUCCUUUCCUUUCCUUUUUUUUUUUUUUUGUCACAGAUUAUUUUUAUGUACCAUUAGAUUCUAAAUAUUUAAAUUUGUUUUAUAUUUGAAACGUCAUUAUUUUCUCCAAAAUAUUAUCAUUUAGAUAUAAUUCAAGUAUAUAAUAAAUAAAAUAUUUUAUCAUAAAAGUGUCAAAAACAAAUAAAGAAUGAUAUAAAAAAAUUACAUCGAAUAGAUCAGUUAAACAUUUAUGUAAAUGUCGUAUUGAUUGUACUAUGAUAGAGUUAAUUCUUACCAUUGCCCGUAUAUUUUCUAUCAUUUUUUUAUUGCAACAUGAAAGUUUGUCAUUUCCUUCGUGAAAACAGAUGCGAAAUUCUUUGGAACACGAGUUCUAUUAUUAGAAUCUGCCAAUGUUGCUUGAUUCAAGAACAAAAACCUUUUCCCCUAUGUUGUCUGUUCUUUGAUAUGCAUCUAAACAGUCAUUUCUCCUUAAAUGUGUUAUCGCGACCGAAUAAAAUAUACUCACAAAUGGAUGGCACUGACAAAAACUCAAGAAUGAAGGGACAACGAUCGAUAGAAAUUUUUAUCGGAUCCGUACAUCUCGCUGUCAAUAAUUUUCAUAUAUAAAUGGUAUAUUUUUGAUAAAGCAUAUACUACAAACAAGGUUAACAAGGUACUAAUAUGUUAAGAUGUUGCAUUUCAUAUUAUUCGAUCAAUUUUUUUUUUGCACUUUUAAUCUUCAUUAACGAAUAUCUAGGCAGAUAAUCUUCGAGUAAUAAAUAAUUUUUUGCGACAAAUGGUAUCAAAUACGUCUGCCAAAACAGUAUACAUUUAUUAACCUUCAUACACGAUGUGUACUGUAUGACACGUUUUCUUUAAACCUUCGACUCAAUUUAACGUAACAAAAUCAAGGAAAUAUACUUAUAAAAGUCAUAAUCAGCAUUAUUAACAUUCAUUUUAUUGUUAAUAAAUUAUUAAUAAAUAAAAAUACAGAUAUAUAAUUAUGUUGAAAAAAAAGUUUAUUAAUAUAGAAUGUAAUUAGUGAUUUAAACUUAUAGAAUAAAAGAUAGUUUUUAAAUAGUAUAGAAGUGUUUUGUUAAUAUUUUGUAUUUGCUAAUAAGUUUAUUGUAAUAUCUUGUAUAUUUUAUGAGAAAAUUUAUAAAAUAUUUGUGUUAGGUAUUAUUUCAUUGUGUACUUUCUUAAAAACGAACAUUAUAUUUAGAAAUAUUUAUAUUUUCUUCUCUUAGAUAACAGUCUUCUUUAAUAUGCGUCAUUUAAAUUAUAUAUACCGUAUAAUUUACAGUAAUGUUUUUAUAUGAUGUAAGAAAUUUCUGACUAAUUGUUUUUCCCAAAUUGUAAUUGCCAUUGAAACUUAAUUUUAAUACAAAUAAAAGUGUUUGAUAUCAGAUGGAUAAUAAAUCUUAUUUGUCGUUUGUUAUUAAAAGCAUAUAUUUAGUAGAGUUAUUCUAAUAAAAUACAGAAGUUUCUAACAUACUGUGGUAUAAUUUUCCUAUAUCCUAUGAUAUUAAAUAUUUGUGUAAUAUUUAAAAUUCUCCAUUGAAAAUGAUUGAAGAAAUUAAUAUUUACUUUCAGUAUUCAAAUUACCUUUUUCAAUAUUAUUUAUCUUAAGAUUAUUACCUUUUACAUAAUGAUGACUUAUCUUUUACAUAAUCAUCUUCAUAUUGUGUAAACUUAUUAUUUUAUAUGUUUUGUCAUAACUUAUAGAUUCUCAAAAACAAUAAAGAUGCCUCGAGUAAGGAGACAAGUGAUCUUGGAAGAUCCUGCCAGGCCCGUCACACCUGAUAUGGUAGAGACUAAAUUACGUAUGUAUCAAUUGCAAAUCAUUAUUUUUAAUUAAUUCAUCUAUAUAUUUUAUAUACACAUGAAUUACUUUUAGUAAAAACAGAGUUUUUGGACGAUGGGUCUUUAGAUGAAGUUCAAACACAAAAAGUAGCUGAAGAAACACCAAGUCCUCAUCUUCAAGAUCACCAAUAUGGGCAAACACCUUGUUAUCAAGUGACAAGAAAACCUACACAACCACCACCACGAACUGAACAAAUAUCAGUUCAGGCGGUGAAACGAAGACUGAAUUUGGAAAUGGGUACCACAGGUCCUAGCCAAUCUGCCUUUAAGGCUCCUAGAGGUAAACGUAGGAGAUCUGGAUCAAGUUCUCUAGCAGCUGGCCACACUCCUACAAAAAGUAAAGCAGUAGAGAGAACGCGAUAUGAUACAUCACUGAGCUUACUUACAAAAAAGUUCAUACACUUAGUCGAGAGCAGUCAGGACGGUGUUGUAGAUUUAAACGUAGCGUCUGAAAAGUUAGAAGUACAGAAACGUCGUAUAUACGACAUUACGAAUGUAUUGGAGGGCAUAGGUAUUUUGGAAAAGAAAAGCAAAAACAAUAUACAAUGGAAAGGUGGUCAAUUACCAAAUGACAAGAACGAUAUCGCUGAUCUCAGAAGGGAAGUAGCAGAUUUAGAAGCUAAGGAAAAUACUUUGGAUCGAUUGAUUCACGGCGCUGACAAAAAUCUUAGAGAGCUAUGCGCAGACCGACAAUACGCUUAUGUAACGUAUCAUGAUUUACGUUCUGUUCCAAUGUACAAAGACCAGGCUAUAAUGGCAGUGAAAGCUCCGCCAGAAGCCACACUUCAUGUUCCACAACCUAUCAAUAACCUUGGCCAACAAAAGCUGCAAAUGCACAUGAGGUCAUCUCAUGGUGAGAUAGAGGUAUUCCUGUGCCCUGAUGAUCCUACCGUGAAAACGUCUCCCAAUCCGGGUUAUACGACGACGCAACCUGUGCCUUCGUCAAAAGAAUCCGAAAUAUCUUGCCUGCCUCCUGAACUGUUAGCCAACGGAGAUAACAGCGUUCAGGUUGAACCAGUACCUUCUCUCGAGAGUUCGUUGAAUACACAUUCGGAUACACCGGUUAUAUCUACAGUUACUAGUUCAGCAGGCAUGAGAGACGCACUUUUGUGUGAAUCUGACGAUUAUGGACCAAUGGGUGGUGGCAAAUUCCAACUCCAAACGGAGGAUCAAAUUAGCACUUCAGAUCUAAGUAUUCUCGAUUUCGGUGAGCACCUGCUAUCUCUGGAACCACCUCUCUCCGAAAACGACUAUUCGUUCGCGUUAGGAACGGAGGAGGGACUUUCGGAUCUCUUUGAUUUCAAAUUUUAAAGGGUAUCGUCCUUAUUCGUCGUCGUUGUGACACAGCACACACAGAAACCCAGAGACACCGCUGUCUUUUUUUUUUUUUUUUUUU
Molecule: messenger RNA, 3752 nt
Organism: Heterotrigona itama
Lineage: Eukaryota; Metazoa; Arthropoda; Insecta; Hymenoptera; Apidae
Source: the annotation of a GenBank genome assembly